Megalobrama amblycephala (Wuchang bream) is the source of this 3746-nucleotide messenger RNA. Its product is annotated as patched domain-containing protein 3-like. The transcript is spliced from 4 exons. Gene Ontology annotation, cellular component: membrane. The record is from RefSeq and is a predicted model, not a curated record. NCBI's taxonomy places the organism in Eukaryota, Metazoa, Chordata, Actinopteri, Cypriniformes, Xenocyprididae. The coding region runs from base 172 to 2775 and encodes 867 amino acids.
UAACAAGAAAGUUUGUUAAUAUGUAACCAUAAUUUGUUAAUGAGUAACAAAUGAGUUGUUAGUGCUCAGCUCAGCCUAUAAGUAUGUUAUGACAACACUGAGUCAAUAAAGAAGGGUGUUGCUGGCGCUUUGAAGAAGGACAAAACGAGACAAGACAAGUGAAUCUAGAGGAUGGAGAAGUGUAAAACAGAUUGCAUUGAAAGACCUCUGUCUCUGGCCUUUGAAAAAUUCGGUUGUGCUGUUGGUAGACAUCCAUGUGUGUUUCUUUUAUUAGCUUUAUUUGUGGCUGCUGCUCUUGGAGCUGGUUUCAUCUUUCUUCAUGAGAGGGAGGCAAAUGAUAUUGAAGACCAGUUUACGCCCGUCAAUGGACCUGCCAAGUUGGAGAGGGAGAUUGUGGUGGAAAAUUUCCCACAAUCUGAAGAGUUUUCUGAGUUACGGCUUGCUUCUGAAGGCACUUAUGCCUCUUUGAUCAUCACAGGCUUGCAAGGAGAAAAUAUAUUAAAUGAAGCAGCUUUUAACGAUAUUAUAGAGCUAGACAGACAAGUGAAAAGUAUAUCAACAGGAAACACUUUUGAAAAACUCUGUGCCAAAUCAAAGGGAAACUGUAUGUCAAAUGCAAUUUUGGACAUUAUAAAUUACAGUGCUACUGAAAUUGUUUCUUCAAGCAUUAAAUAUCCGAUAAAUAAUUACACGUUUUUGGGAACAACCAUUGGCGGUGUAGAGCUAAAGCCAGAUAGUUCAGAGAUUAACAGUGCAAAAGCCAUCCGGCUUUUUUAUUUCCUAGAUGAGAAGAAGACAAUUGGAAGCUCUGACUGGCUUGACGGCUUUCUAAAACUCCUCUCAAACUAUACAGAACAAAAAACGGUCCAUGUGUCUUACUUUACAUCAAUAUCAAGACAGAAUGAGUUUGAAACCAAUUCAGACUCUGUGAUCCCCCUGUUCUCUGUUACGUAUUUCCUGGCCAUAACCAUUUCAAUUAUGUCUUGUUUAAGGUUGGACUGUGUCAGGACAAAGGUGUGGGUGGCUACAUUUGGCGUCGUCUCCGCUGGUAUGGCCGUGUUGGCCAGCUUUGGACUGCUGCUGUUCUGUGGGAUGCCAUUUGCCAUGACUGUAGCCACAGCCCCAUUUCUGAUCCUCGGUAUUGGUGUUGAUGACAUGUUCAUUAUGAUCUCCUGCUGGCAGAAGACUGAAGUUAAUAAAGCUGUUGAGAUUCGUUUAGCAGAAACAUAUAAAGAGGCCGGCGUGUCCAUCACUAUCACCACACUGACAGAUGUUCUGGCUUUCUACAUCGGUCUCAUGACUCCCUUCCGCUCAGUUCAGUCUUUCUGCGUGUACACCAGCACAGCUCUUCUGUUCUGCUACAUCUUCAACAUCACCUUCUUCGGCGCGUGUCUUGCACUAAACGGACGGAGAGAGAAAGGCCACAGACACUGGCUGACCUGCAUGAAAGUCCCAGAAGCCACUGGUGAUGAUGGAGGUUGUUGUGUUGGUGGGGCGUAUGAUAAAAACACACUGAAGGAAUUUGAAAUGCCAGUAGAUUUAUUCUUUAAAAACUAUUACGGCCCUUUUCUGACAAGAGUGUGGGUUAAGACACUUGUGUGUCUGAUCUAUGCUGGGUAUUUGGCAGUCAGUAUCUAUGGAUGCUUCCAAAUGCAGGAAGGUCUAGAUCUGAAACAUUUAGCAGCAGACGGGUCAUAUGUUGGUAGUUACUAUGACAAAGAAGAUGAAUUCUUCUCCGCCUUUGGUCCCAAUGUCAUGUUAGUUAUAAAGGAUGAAGACUUUCAGUACUGGAACCCAACUGCUCGCGACAGUCUUGACUUGUGUUUGGAAAGUUUUCAAAAUCUGCCAGUGGCAGAUUCAGGCAUUUCGCCUGUUUCUUGGCUGAGUGAAUACAUGCAGUAUGGAAAGAAUGCAAGUUUAAGUUUAAACAGUGAAACUCAAUUCAAAAGCCAUUUAACUGCAUUUCUUAAUCAGUCUGGUUUUAGUCAAGAUGUUAAUUUCACUAACAAUCAAAUUCAUGCAUCACGCAUGUUCAUUCAGACUGUGGACAUCCGCACAGCAAUCGAUGAGAAGAAUAUGCUGGCUGUGUUUAGAGAAACUGCAGAAAAUUGUGGGAAGUUGCAGACACCCGUUGAUCUGAUAGUGUACCACCCUGCAUUCAUCUAUUUCGACCAAUAUGCCGUCAUCAUCAGUAAUACAAUCCAAAACUUAGUGGUUGCUACAUGUGCAAUGUUAGUCAUUUCACUCCUGUUGAUCCCAAACCCUCUCUGUUCUCUCUGGGUAACAUUUGCCAUCGCAUCUGUCAUUGUGGGAGUGGCCGGAUUCAUGGCAUUAUGGGAUGUUAGUUUAGACUCUGUGUCUAUGAUUAAUCUUGUUAUCUGUAUCGGGUUUUCUGUCGACUUCUCUGCUCACAUAUCCUAUGCUUUUGUGUCAAGUGAAAAAUCCUCAGCGAAUGAGAAAGCCACGGAUGCCAUCAAUAAACUGGGCUAUCCCAUCAUUCAGGGUGCCGUGUCCACUAUCGCAGGUGUGGUGGUGCUCGCGGCUGCUAAAAGCUACAUCUUCAGGACCUUCUUCAAAAUCAUGUUCUUAGUCAUUCUUUUUGGGGCCAUCCAUGGCAUCGUAUUCAUACCGGUGUUCCUGACCUUCCUCAGCACUUGUAGUAGCAGUCGUGAAAAAAACAAACCAAAUCAUUCAGAGCCCAGUGACAAAAGCGAACAGCGAGUAAAAGCAGUCGUGAUUCAGAAUGUGUGGUGUUCUGAUCCUGACUGUCCUUAGGCUCCGUGAUCUUCCUUUUUUAUGAGCUUAACUCUAUAUGACACUUUGAUUUGACCAUGCAGGAUUAUCCUGAAAUAUCAAUCAUUCUGUUACGUUCUCAUAUACACACUGUAUCUUAUAUGUUUUUGUUUUUAUAUUUUUAUCAAGUUUAGCUUUUUAUUUUUAUCAUUGUAAUCAAUAUUAUUUUCAAUGCAGUUCUAUUUAAUAUGCACAUCACAUUCAUUUUAACACAUCAAUGCAAACACAAUUUAGCAUUUGUAAUCCAGUUACUAUCAAGUUAAUUGAUUAAACCACAUUACUGGACAAUGGGAAUUUUGUGUUUGGCAUUAAAAGAACUUGAUCUCACCAUAAUUGUCAUUGAAGUGAAUGAGUGAGCAAUUUAUGAUACAGUAUAUGCAUGAAUGCAUAAACACCUGCCGCUUAUGUUCUCUCCUGCGUCUUGUAAGCUGGACGCCAUGAUAGACAUGAGCAAAGGCCAUGUUUCCUGGUUCAUGAUUUCUUUAUCCUGGUGGAAUGUAAAUCAGCUCUGUUCUGUGUGAAGAACCUGGAGGUGCCAUCACAAAGCAUUAGUUUGUAAACAGCAAGUUAAAGAGUAACCCAUCUAUUCUGUGUCUUCAGUUAAAUUUCAUUUAAAAAUUAGCAAACAGAUCCUAAAUGUAACACUAAACAUAAUAAGGACAUAAUAAGGACAUAAUGCACUUAAUUUGAGACAAUAGCCUAACCCAGGGGUCGGCAACCCAAAAUGUUUAAAGAGCCAUAUUGGACCAAAAAAAACAAAAAACAAAUCUGUCUGGAGCCGCAAAAAAUUGAAAGCCUUAUAUAAGCCUUAUAUGAAGGCAACACAGGCUGUAAGUGUAUAUUAGCUAUAUUAGCCUACUGUCAAAAUGACUAAGUAGGCUACAAAUACAUAAUGAGGUAUUCCCGAGGUAUAUAUUUAAAAACUGCUGAAAGCUACAGAAAAAAGAAGCAAA